AUGAUCACCCCCCGUUUUGAAAGCCGCCAACAAAUCGUAGCUGCUCUGGCAGCCUUAAGGGCCGGAGGGGACAGUGAGGAAUGCAUAAUGGUGCCGAGUGUUGUAUUCCAGGACGAAGAAGCCGUUGUGCGUCUCGACCAGUAUCUGCGGGAAUGCUCCGUCCGAUCGACACAACGACCGAACCAUUUGCGAUUUACUCAUAUGCAUUUUCAAAGAGGCGCCUUUGAACCACCAGUCCCUGCAGCGAGACUCGCGCCACUGCUGAAUUACAUGACCAACAACCGCCUCGAAAAGCUGGAUCUGUUUUGUAUCCGACUGACAGGUGAUACGGAGCUACUUGCCCAUGCACUUCGACAACAAAGAAGACUGAAAUGGUUUCAAUGUCUAGCCUGCACAUUUGGAAACACAAAUAAUGCUGGUGUCAUUGCUGAUGCUCUUGCUACUCUUACCAGUCUGGAGUUUGUCCUUUUUCAACCCGGUGAUGAGCGAAUGCCUGAUCCUACGCUUUUGGGAACAUACACCACUCUUUCGACAAUGAGUUGGCUGCAUCUACUGGAAUUGAGACAGCUUCCUUUCUCUGUCUUUAAUGCUUUCUUUGACAAUCUGCAAAUCUUGCCAGGUCCAAAGAAGCUGGACAUUGUCGGUGGUGGCAUAUCCCCAUCUACUAUCCAGCACGUUGCGCAGAUGCUGGCACACAACUCGCACAUACAGGAUCUGACAAUGUAUACUCGCACACAGAGCGGGACGCCUCUGAAGCCCAUCGCUUCGGCACUGACAGGAAAUACUAGCCUUCGAGUGUUGAAUAUUCGACACACAACACUCAGCGAUGACGAUGUAGACGCCUUUGUUGCUCUGUUGGAAACGCCACACUUUUCAUUGGAGCGUAUCGACCAUUAUGGUACUGUUGUGCACAAGGAUGCUCAAGCCAGACAGAAAACCGUUGCUCAAGUCAACAAACUGCGCUUCUUGCUUCAGCUCAACGAACAUUACCAGAGGAGACGCCUUUAUUAUCCUUCUUUGGAUGAUGAUGCCGAAUGGAUGGAGUGCUUUGUAUCUGUGUUGGAAGAGCAUCACGUUAACUACGAUUGGACUUGGGAAGAAGAGCUCGACCGCUCUGACGAAGAUGACAAUAAGCCAUGCCCGGUGAGAAUUGCCCGCGAUGUUACCACCGACCCCGACAUUCUGCUGUGUUCUGUCAUCUUUUACUACCUGUCGCGAAAUCCAUCCGUGCUGCUACGCGCCGUAGUCUGA
Molecule: messenger RNA, 1251 nt
Organism: Seminavis robusta
Lineage: Eukaryota; Bacillariophyta; Bacillariophyceae; Naviculales; Naviculaceae
Source: the annotation of a GenBank genome assembly